Schistosoma turkestanicum is the source of this 2604-nucleotide messenger RNA. The record is from the annotation of a GenBank genome assembly. Lineage: Eukaryota; Metazoa; Platyhelminthes; Trematoda; Strigeidida; Schistosomatidae.
AUGACGUCACUUCUUGUUUUUAAACGUCUUCCUUCAUAUGUAGAUCACGACUCAUUCCGUGUUGAAAUCAACAAUCAUAAAAAUGAAUGUAAAAGAAUUGAACAUUCAACUAAUAUUUGUUUAAAUGAAUCAUCAUCAUCACCAUCGCCACCAUCGCCACCACCACCACCAACCACAAUAACUCAUCAUACAAUUUCACCACUACUUGAUGAAACAUUACCAUUAGCUUAUAUACAAGAUGUACGAUUUCAUAUUAAUCAAUUAAAUGAGGAUGAUCACAAAUUAUUAGAACGUUACAAUGGUUUAUUGAUACAAUUACGUAAAGAGAAAAGACGUUUUCAUUAUUUAACUAAUCGUUGUCAAAGAUUAUUUAAACAACAAAAUGUUUUAGAGAAUUUUUCCAAUCAUUUAUUAUGGAAUGUUAGUAAUGAAAUGAAUGACUAUGAUGAUGAUGUUGGUAAGGAUGAGGAUGAUGAUGAGACUAAUCAUCAAUCUGUUUAUGGUCAUGUGAAUAAUUCAGACUAUUUGAAUUAUUUCAAUGAUCAUACAACUACUACUAUAACUAAUAUGAAAUUGCAUCAUACUACUAAUAACAAUAAUAAUAAUGAUUUCCUACAGUCAAGACAUUACCAGCAACAGCCGCAACAACAACAACGUCAACAAAAGUUUCGUCAAUUUUAUCAAAAUAAAUCAAAUAAUACAACAUUAAAAUCACAUCGUACACGUUCAUUGACACGUAUGAAAAAUAUGAUUAAAGAUUGUAAUGUCAAAGAUAAUAAGCAUUUCAACUCUAGUGUAAUCAUUCAAAAUGAAACAUUACAACUUAAUCAAAUUGAAGCAAUGCGUAAUUUUUUCGCCUUAUACACAGUACAAUCUCAACAAUUAGAUGAAGAUGCUAUCAAUGUUGAUGAAGAAUUAGAACAGUGUAAAAUUACCAUGAAUCAAUUAAUAGAACAACUGGAUGAAAUUGAAUUGUGUCGAAAUCAUUUAAUUUCCAAAGAACUUCAUGUACUUUUAGAAGCACAUUCGUCGUUGAAUCCAGAUUUAGAAAUCACAUAUACAGUAGAUCAUGUUUCAUGGACUCCUAGCUAUGAUAUCAGACUUUCAAGCGCUACUGCUACGUUAAAAAUUAUCUACUAUGGAACUAUACGUCAAAAUACUGGUGAAGAUUGGGAACUUGGCAAACUGACUUUAUCAACCGCUGAAUAUGAUCAUUUCAAUGAUGUACCAGAAUUGAAAUUAGAACAGUUAUCAUAUAAAACUAGUGAAAAUGUUCAACGUAGACGUCAACGUAUUGAUAAAUCAAUAAGAAAAUCAAAAGCACGUUCAUUUCACGCGGAUGAUUCAAUUGAUUACCAAACAGCAUCUUCAUUAACCCCAUUAAAAGAAAUAAUCACUGGACAUCAUCCUCAUAACAAUGAACGUAAAAAUGAGAAAACCAAUCGAACUGAUCAAACAACGGUUGAUUCAAGAAGCAGAUUAGAAUGUCAUCUGUUAAAUGGCGGCAAUCAUCAGAGAUCGUCAUCAACUCAACGAUAUUACACAAAUAAAAAUGAAAAUCAAUCGAGUCAUGAUUUAGAUUGUACUUUGAUUCGUCAUCCUUCAUCAUCAUUAGACAGUGUGGUAAUGAAACAAGACAGUGGAAAUAAGCCAUUCUAUAUGCAUAAUAAUUAUUCAUUAAAAACAGGAAAAUCAUCUACCAUUAAUAAUUUAUCCGAAAUAUCAAAUAGAAAUUAUUUUCCAUCACUCGCAUUUGAAAUACCGAAACCACCAAAAUAUAUAAAAGGUAAUGGUGAACCACAUCGUGUCACUAUUGGUACAUUGGAAUUUAAACCACAAUUACAAUAUGUGACAAUACCGAAACAAACACCAAAAGCAUUUCUACGUGCUACAAUGCAUAAUCUAUCUGAAUUUGCAUUAUUAGAAGGACAAGCAAGCGUGUAUAUUGAUAAUAAUUUUGUUGGAAAAACAAAAUUAUCUGCAACAGCUGUACAAGAAGAAUUCACAUGUGAAUUAGGCUAUGAUCCGGGUAUACGUGUAACCUAUAUGCCAAGACAUAAAUAUAAAAAAACUGGAACAUUUCUUGGGAAUAAAACCAUGUCCAUUAUAUUCAAACAAGUUAUCUCAGUGGAAAAUAGUUAUUCAAGAAGUAUGAAACUUUUAGUGAUUGAUCAAUUGCCAGUUAGUAAAGAGGAUAAAGUCAAAGUUCAACUUAUUGAACCAUCAAUUAAAAAUCCCGAUAAAUAUGAUCCAACAAAACCGGUAAGAAUAAGUAAAACAAAAUUAGUUGAAUGGGAUAUUGAACUUGCUCCAUAUGAAUCACGUGAACUUGUUUUAAAAUAUCUUGUCGAAUAUCCAGCCAUUAAAGAUAUUGAUAUUUCAUCAUUGGGAAUACGAUAAUGUGAAUGGGUAUUGGAAGCGAUAUAAUCAUGAAUACGAAAAAUGCACGAUAAACCAUUGGAAAGCUGCUUGUUUUACGAAUUUUUUUUUUUCAUUGACACGUCAAAUUUUUUUUUUUUUAAUACUGAAUACAGCAUUUUUAUAGAAGUUUCACCUUAAUCGUAAUAAGCCAUUAUUAUCUAAACAUUUUAAAACAUAACAAUA